AUCAGGGGCGCGCGCAUAGCUGAGUCAAAGUUACCACAGACACAAAAGUACGCACGCGCACGCAGGUUCUUGCUGAGGAAACGUGUGUCAGUGCUUAGUAGCGAUCGGUGAGCAGAGUCUAUACUGCGGCUGCAUUGAAGCCUUUCCGUCAAAUGGAAUCGAAGUGGACCAUGGACUACCUCGUCGUCUGCUUUGCGUUGAUUGUCAUUACUGACAGAAUCGGCCUCUCGCGCUCCUUCAAUGUGGGCACUGCGGGGGCUAAGAUUUUCAGCGGGCCGCCGGUGGAAGAAUUUGGCUACACGGUCCAACAGGCCAGCAACCAUGAGGGCAAAUGGCUUCUGGUUGGUGCUCCUUGGAGUGGUUAUACUCAAAACAGGAAGGGGGACUUGUACAAGUGUCCAGUGUCAGGGGCAAGAACCACCUGCGACAAGCUGAAUAUUGAAGAUUCCAUCAGUAUUCCAGAUGUGAACAACGUCAACGUCAACAUGUCUCUUGGCAUGACCCUGACCCGUCUGCCUGCAGUCAAUGGUCUGAUGACAUGCGGUCCCCUUUGGGCACAGAGGUGUGGCGAUCAAAACUACUACCCUGGAAUAUGCUCCAGACUCAGCCCCCUCUUUCAGCCUCAACCUGCCUUUGCUCCUGCCGUCCAGACUUGUGGUGGGCCGAUGGACAUCGUGAUCGUACUGGACGGCUCCAACAGCAUCUACCCGUGGGCUCCGAUGAGGGAGUUCAUCGAGAAGCUCUUACCGACCCUUGAAAUCGGACCCCAAAACACCCAGGUCAGCGUCAUCCAGUAUGCAGUCCAGCCCAAGAUCGAAUUCCCACUGAACCAGUACCAAACCAGAGCGGAGUUGCUGAAUGCAGCCUCUCAACUCAAACAAAUGCAAGGUUCCUCCACCAAUACGUUCCACGCCAUCGAAUAUGCCAGUCAGUGGGGUUUUAAUCCCGUCUACGGCGCCCGCCCGACCGCUUCCAAGGUGAUGGUGGUGGUGACGGACGGCGAGUCUCACGACCAACCCUUCAGAGAUACCGUCAUCGCUGAAUGUGAAAAGCAAGGAAUCACGCGCUUUGGUAUCGCUGUGCUGGGCUACUACACCAGAAACAACAUCGACACCGAUAACCUCAUCAAGGAAAUCAAGUCCAUCGCCAGCGCGCCCACAGGAAAUUACUUUUUUAACGUGUCCGAAGAAGCGGCCCUGUCCAACAUCGCCGGAACGCUGGGCAGCCGCAUCUUCAACAUCGAGGGCACGGGGAAAGGGGGUGACAAUUUCAACAUGGAGAUGUCCCAGGUGGGCUUUAGCGCUCACGCCUCUAGCAAAAAGGACAUGACGAUGCUGGGAGCAGUGGGCGCCUACGGUUGGGCCGGAACCGUCGUCCACCAAAUGGGCUCCAAAGUGGAUGUUCUCCCCGUCUCAGCCUUUGAGGGAACUCUUCAAGAUAGAAACCACAGCUCGUUGCUAGGUUACUCUGUCUGCAUGCUGAGCGACGGCGCUGCGGAAUAUUUUGUGGCCGGCGCGCCUCGCUCCAACCACUCCGGACAAGUCAUCGUCUACAGCUACAACGCUCCGAAGCAAUUCACCAUCAUCGAUUCGGAACGAGGAAAGCAGAUUGGGUCUUAUUUUGGUGGCGUCCUGUGCGCGCUGGAUGUUGACAAAGACGGGGUGACGGACCUGCUGCUGGUCAGCGCGCCCAUGUUUAUGAGCGAGCAGAAGAGAGAGCAAGGCCGUGUUUACAUCUUCACCGUCACUAAGGGUAUCCUGAAUGAGCAAGGAUUCCUCCAAGGCACUCCCCCCGCCGAGAACGGGCGUUUCGGGACAGCCGUGUCGGCAAUUCCCGACCUGGACCAUGACGGUUACAAUGACGUCGUCGUCGGAGCGCCCCUAGAGGACAAAGGAAGAGGCGUCCUUUAUAUCUACAAUGGGAGGAAGAAGACGUUAGACAAGCAGUUCUCGCAGAGAAUAUACGGUUCUAAAAUGGAUCCUCAAGUGAAGUUUUUUGGCCGCUCCCUCGAUAGCUACAAAGACCUGAACGACGACACGCUCGCUGACAUCUCAGUGGGUGCAUAUGGAAAAGUGGUCCAGCUCUGGUCCCGAGGUGUGGCCACGCUCUCUGCCACUGCUUCCUUUAAACCCGAGAAGAUCAACAUUUUCAGCAAAUCUUGUGACGUCAAUGGACGCAAGAUGACGUGUUUCAACAGCAACCUCUGUUUCAGCCCGACCUUCAGGCCCCAAAAUCCAGUCGGACCCAUGGAUGUCACCUACACUUUGACCCUGGACGCCGAUUUGCAGGCUUCUCGCGUGACCUCCCGAGGACUCUUCAUGAAAAAUAAUGAGCGCGUGUUAACGGAGAACGCCAAGAUAUCAACUGGGAUUCAGUGUCAAGACUUCCAAGUCUACGUGCAGGAGACGCCCGAUUUUGUCAAUUCAGUCAGUUUGAAGGUGGAAAUCGAGCAGCGGAACGCCGACGCCAACCCGGUCCUUGACGUCUUCUCGACGUCCGCCUGGGAGUUCUUUAUCCCCUUCACUAAGGACUGUGGCUCUGACGAGGUGUGCGUCAGCGAUCUGGUGCUGAGCGUGAAGACGGACACCGAGGGGACCAGCUCAGCUCCUUUUCUGGUCAGCACCAAUAAGCAGGAGCUGUCUUUCAAGGUCACAGUGAAGAACAAGAAAGAAAAUGCUUAUAACACGCAAGUGUUGGCCACCUAUUCGGCCAACCUCUUCUACUCUUCGGUAUUUCCUCCCACCGAAGGAGUGAAAUGCACCUCAACGCAAGAGCAAACUGUUGUUUGCCAAGUGGGAUACCCGGCUUUAAAAAAUGACCAAAUGAUGAAAUUUCAGCUCAAUUUCCAAUACAACCUCAAUCAUCCACUCAGUCGGGCAAAGGUCAAGUUCGAGGCUAAAAGCGACGGUAAAGAGCAGGUCCCGUCAGACAACCGAGUGGACGUGUCCAUUCCUCUUCAAUACGAUGCAGGCGUUGUUUUAUCCAGGAAGUCAAACAUCAACUUCUAUGUGGCCAAUUCAACCACCACACCGGUGACAAUGGUGAAAACGUUGGAUGACAUUGGACCCGAGUUUAACUUCACCGUGAAGAUUUCAACAGGAAACUUCCCAGUUAGCCUCCUUUACUUGACCGUGUCCCUCCCGAUGAGCACCAAGGGGGGAAACCCGCUCCUCUAUCUCACCAGUGUGGACACGCAAGUUGGCGGUGCCGUCAGCUGUGAUUCCGUGGGCUUGGCGGACCCACUGAGGAUUGGCGUCAAGGACCACCAAGCCUCUUUUACCGAGGAGAGUCUCCGAGGCGUCGAGAAGCUGGAUUGUCAGAGUGCAAAGUGCCAGAAGAUCAAGUGUCUCCUCAAAGAUGCAGAAGUCAGCAGCGACUAUUAUGUGAAAGUCAAAACAAGGAUUUGGAGUGGGACAUUUAUCACGGCGCUCUACCAGACCACCGAGCUGAUCUCCACCGUGGAAGUGGAGAGCUCCAACCCCGAUUUAUUCAUCAUCCGCCUCAAAGAGCUGCCGGUGGUGGUUACAGUGAGCAAACCGGGAGCCACGGGCGACGUUCCGGUGGGAGUUAUUGUCGGCAGUGUGAUCGGUGGACUAGUGCUACUCGGCCUGGCUGUCGCUCUGCUGUGGAAGUUUGGAUUUUUCAAAAGGAAAUACCAGCAGCUGCAAAAAGACGCAGAUGCACAGAGCCACGAUGAUGGGGUGUUGUGAGUUGCCACCACAAUCAACCAUGUUCGCCGCUGGAUCUUCAUCCAAUGUACUCACUGGUACUUCUCAAGCGCAAUGAAGGUCUCUCACUAUUGGAUGAAAAAAAAAAAAAACUUGUGUGACACCUUCAUCAUGAAUAUGCUGUUCUUUACUUUUUCUGUACUUCAGCUUAUUGUGUGCAUGAACUACUGGCAUGACUGAUACUCACUUUUUUUUCUUGGUUUUGGACUAAUUGAAUUGUGAUGUGGCAGCAUGGUGGGUGAGCACUUAGCAUAUCUGAGGCUUGCUGUUCCAAGUUUUGCCCCCUUUCAUAUUCUCCCACAUUCCCAAAAACAUGCUUAUUAGGUUAAUUGAAAAUUGUCCAUAACUAUGAAUAUGAGUCAAUGUAUGAGUGCAAGUGGAUUUCUGUCAAAUGAGCUCUAAAGUAAUGGAUGGAUGUGAAUCGUUUGUGAAAAUGCAAAAAAAGACAAAACGUAAAAUAUUUUUAUUGUAUAUAAUGUAAUAUAAAAUUGUGGUUAAGGUUUUAUGUUUGAAUGGUUUGAAAGGUUGUGUCUGAGAUAUUUUUUUGUAUUUAUGUUUUUAUUUGGGGGGCUUUAAAACGCUUAAAACUCACAUCACUGUCAAAUGAGAAAAUCACCAAAUCAAACCGAUUUAAAUUCAAUAUCUGUCUUUCUUUUUUAUGUGUAGCAAUUUUCAACUGGUUUGACACGUUAAGUGUGUACUUGCAUACUUUCACCACAAGAGGGCGGCAGGAUCCAAAUUACAGAUUGGCUUUCCUCUGCCAUGGACCGGUUCUUGGCUGUUUUUAACAGUCAUAAAUUCAGAUUUAUUUGUGAUUAUGUUGAAUUACAUUUUCUUUUUGUGUGUGCAAAGAACCUUAUUUACAGCUCGGACUGAAAUGGACACGUCAUCAUUUCCUACCGAUAGCAAUAGUGUGUCACUAAGUUUUGACGAUAAAUGUUGCAGUAGAUUGUCCUACACGUGCUGUAAGAAUGUGUUUGUGUUUUGACUUUGGCUGUAUAUUUUAAGGAGUCUAUUUGUACACGAUAGUUCUGUAAAUGUGGACAGUGAUGAUUCAAAAAGACAAAGAAAGGAUGACUGGUACAGUCCCAAUGGUACAACUUUUUAUUUGUCAAUUUUAAGUAAUUGUCCAACAUUAGUUGACCCUUGAUUGCACUUUGUAGUUUUAAUGUUGGCUGAUUUGCUUUGUGUUGCCGAAUGGCUUCAAAUGUUCUCCAGACCACUUGAUUUGGAUUUAAUCUUGAGUGCAGUAUGAAUCUUAUUAAUGGGCGCCGGCUAACCGCGCAGUAUUUCUUUUUGUUGUUGUAGUACAAGCAAGCUUCGGAAAAGUGAAUAAAUGUCUCCCACUUGGCA
Syngnathus typhle (broad-nosed pipefish) is the source of this 5081-nucleotide messenger RNA. It is a transcript of the gene itga2.2, whose product is annotated as integrin, alpha 2 (CD49B, alpha 2 subunit of VLA-2 receptor), tandem duplicate 2. The coding region runs from base 153 to 3710 and encodes 1185 amino acids. The transcript is spliced from 30 exons. The record is from RefSeq and is a predicted model, not a curated record. Lineage: Eukaryota; Metazoa; Chordata; Actinopteri; Syngnathiformes; Syngnathidae. Gene Ontology annotation, cellular component: integrin complex; external side of plasma membrane. Gene Ontology annotation, biological process: cell-cell adhesion; integrin-mediated signaling pathway; cell-matrix adhesion. Gene Ontology annotation, molecular function: integrin binding.